This is a messenger RNA of Naegleria lovaniensis, 441 nucleotides long. RefSeq lists its product as uncharacterized. NCBI's taxonomy places the organism in Eukaryota, Heterolobosea, Eutetramitea, Acrasida, Naegleriidae. The coding region runs from base 1 to 441 and encodes 146 amino acids. The transcript has a single exon. The record is from RefSeq and is a predicted model, not a curated record.
AUGACCUUGUAUUUUCGAAUGAAUUAUUAUUCAACACAUCUCGAUGAAUUACCUGAUAGCUUUUAUGAGAAAUCAACCAUGUCCAUGCAGCAACAAGCAUCACGCCCAAUUCUUUUAGCGGCCGCCUCUUCGGGUGGAUUUCCCUAUGCAGAGGAAUUUGCAUACUCCAUUGCUGUUCAAACAUCAGGUCAUUGGGAACAAGAUAAAAAAGUAGUGCAAUUCGUUCGAGAUUAUAUCAAGAAGAAGUUUAAAUUGAGAACUUUUCAUCUUGUACUGUGUGAUUUAAAUGCAAAGGAUCAAGUGGAGGCAGUCGUAAUCGAUACAUUGAAACUCGCACAAAAAUUCCAAGUGGACAUGAUGAACCGUCUGUUCAUCUAUCUUUCCAAUGAUGAAAAUCACAUCAAACCAUUGAAUCAUUCCAAAAGUUGUCUCACCAUGUAA